Dermacentor silvarum is the source of this 1789-nucleotide messenger RNA. Its product is annotated as protein DENND6A-like. NCBI's taxonomy places the organism in Eukaryota, Metazoa, Arthropoda, Arachnida, Ixodida, Ixodidae. Gene Ontology annotation, molecular function: guanyl-nucleotide exchange factor activity. Bases 20 to 1753 code for a protein of 577 amino acids. Gene Ontology annotation, cellular component: recycling endosome. The transcript is spliced from 16 exons. The record is from RefSeq and is a predicted model, not a curated record.
CAACGCUGAUGCAGUUGCCAUGGUGGGGAAGAUGGCGGAAGACGUCAAGGAAGCGGGAGCAGCUCCAAGUAGCUCGUCGAAUCGAAAUGACAGCUCAGCACUACCGCGACUUGCUGCGUGCGAGAAUCUCUCGAACUGGAUUCACUGCUUAUGUGUUGUCGCCUUUGACCUGGAGUUGGGCCAGGCGAUGGAGAUGGUGCUUCCGAGCGAUGCGCAACUUUCCGAAAAAGAGAAGAGCAGCAUCUGCUACCUGGCCUUUCCGGAUUCCAAUUCCGGUUGCAUGGGGGACACCCAGUUUCACUUCCGCAUCAGGCAGUGUGCACUGCCCCAGAGGCCACUGUGCCCUGCCCUGGUGGCGUACAAUGCCACAGUCGCACCUGCUCUGCAGGCUGAUCCUGCCUAUUUCCACGGAUUUGUGUACUUUCGUCAGGUCAAGGACCCCAACGUGCGUAGGGGAUAUUUUCAGAAGUCCCUUGUGGUGCUCACACGGCUGCCACUGGUUGGUCUCUUCAGCCGCGUGCUCUCCCUCAUAGCUCAGGAAUACUUUCGCACGAGUCUGCCUAGCCUCGAGGCAGCCCUGCGGAACCUGGAGAGCUGGCCUGCCCCCAUGCCAGGCUGUGCCCUCAGCCUGCCGCUGCAUGGAGUGUCCCUGGAGGCUCGAAUUCCGCCCCUGCAAGGUUUGGGCCGCACGCUAGGCCCGCCUUCGGUCCAGCCAGGUCUGGACCCAGUGCCCUCCGUGCACGAGGUGGACCUGUUUCGGUGCCUGAUGCCUUUGCUGUCUCAUGUACAGCUUCUGUGGGAAUUGGUGCUGGUGUCAGAGCCCAUAGUUGUGAUGGCUUCAUCGCCUGCUGUGUGCUCGGAGACUGUUCUUGCAUUAGUGGGGCUAGUGUGGCCCCUGCGGUACUGUGCUGACUACCGGCCUUUCUUCACAAUCCAUGACAGCGAGUUCAAGGAAUACACUGCGGGUUCACACUGCCUGCCCUCUGUGAUUCUGGGCGUGACCAACCCAUUCUUUGCUAAGACACUCCAGCACUGGCCUCAUGUGCUGCGACUUGGGGACGACCCUCUACCUGAUUCCCCUCAGAAGCUCAAGAAAGCAGGCCAGCUGCGGACGCUAGACAGCAAACCAGGCUUGUACACCCAGCACAAACCAUUCCUGCAGAAAGACAAGGUGCUCCUCAAGAAGCUGUCAAAGGGUGUGCAGACCAGGCGCCCGAGUGAAGUUCAGAGUGCCCUGCUCAAACGCUACCUCCUUGAGCUCACACAGAGCUUCAUGAUUCCCUUGGAACGCUAUAUGGCCAGUCUGAUGCCUCUACAGAGGAACAUAUCUCCAUACAAGGGCACACCAUCACUGAAACCUUUCAACCAGGAUGAUUUUCUUCGUAGUCUUGACACAGCUGGUCCUCAGCUGACAACUGGCAUUAAGGGUGACUGGGCAGCACUUUACAGGAGAUUUUUCAAAAGCAGCAACUUCAUAGGCUGGUACCAGGGACGCCGAAAAGAAGCCUCUCAGAAACUGCAGGCAUUGCACGCUGAAGCCAUUUCAGAUGCUGAUUUGCUUCUCUGGACGAGGGACAAGGAGGAAGUGGAAGUUGUUGACCUGGUCCUUAGGCUAAAGGACAAACUGGUGUCUGGCGAGAAGGGCAGUCUGCCCGUGACACCACAAACCAUGGCCAAGCUGCGACGGCACGUACAAGCCAUUGUCUCUGGACUUCCUGAAGACUUGCAGCAAGUGCUCGCAUCAAGUCGGUGACACUGUCCUUGUAAAUAAAAUUUUAAAAAGAAAAAG